Molecule: messenger RNA, 1152 nt
Organism: Mesorhabditis spiculigera
Lineage: Eukaryota; Metazoa; Nematoda; Chromadorea; Rhabditida; Rhabditidae
Source: the annotation of a GenBank genome assembly
AUGCGGGGCUACUUUCUGCUCUCAUUACUGGUGUUUGGGUAUGCCAGCGCGGAGUUGAAAACCCUUGGGGUCCCAGGAUGGACGUGCGACCCGAGCGUGAUGACGCCGAGCGCCACCGUCCCCUCCAACGUCAACCAGGUGCGCAUCGCUGACAUCAAGGUCGUGGCCGCGCUCGGUGAUUCGUUAACGGCGGCAAAUGGCGCCGGCGCCCCGCCAAGCGACCCCCUCGCCAUCAUCCUGCAAUACCGAGGUCUCGCCUUCCAGGGUGGCGGCCAGACAAAUCUCUCGGAUCAGAUCACCAUUCCGAACAUCCUCAAGGCGUUUAACCCGUCGGUCUUCGGCUACGCCACCGGAACUGGGUCGGAGAACGUUUGGGAAAUCGCCCAUCUCAAUGGGGGUGUCCCUGGCGCGGAAAGCAGCGACCUCGUCGGCCAGGCCCAGCUUUUGGUCUCCAAAAUGAACAACCACCCAGAUGUCAACGUGAAAAACGACUGGAAGCUGAUCAACAUCUUCAUCGGUGCCAAUGACUUGUGCGCGUACUGUGACGAUCCGAACCAUUCCGUUAAUAGCGCCCACUCGCCUGAAAUGUUCCGCGACAACAUCAAGAAGGCCGUCCAGAUUCUGAAGGACCAUUUGCCAAGGUCCAUCAUCUCCCUAACUGGCAUGUUCAACAUGGGCAUGAUGCGCGUCGUGGAGCAGGGCGAAGUCUUCUGCCAGGCCCUUCAUCCGUUUGAAUGCCCCUGCGAGCCCGACAAGAAUUUCACCAACGCGGAGAUGGACGUCGUCUGCAAAAACUAUCAGCAAACCGAGCAACAACUCCAAGACACCGGCAUGUUCGAGGCCGACGACUUCACCCUGGUCAUCCAGCCCUUCUUCCGUGAUAUCCAUAAGCCACCGAUGAAGGACGGGAAGGUUGAUAUCACCUUCUUCGCCCCCGACUGCUUCCACUUUUCCAAGUUUGGGCACGCGGUGGUGGCGAAGAACCUGUGGAACACCAUCAUGCAACCCGUCGGGCAGAAGCAGACCCAAGUCGACUUGUCGGACGUGACCCCGAAUCUCACCUGCCCGCCGACGAGCUGUCCCUUCUUCCCGACCGUCAAAAACAGCCAGAAUUGCGCCAAGUUGUGGACGCCAAGCAUCGUCGAUCGUGCU